This is a messenger RNA of Ochlerotatus camptorhynchus, 1038 nucleotides long. Its product is annotated as pancreatic lipase-related protein 2-like. Bases 8 to 1030 code for a protein of 340 amino acids. NCBI's taxonomy places the organism in Eukaryota, Metazoa, Arthropoda, Insecta, Diptera, Culicidae. Gene Ontology annotation, molecular function: lipase activity. The record is from RefSeq and is a predicted model, not a curated record. The transcript is spliced from 2 exons. Gene Ontology annotation, biological process: lipid catabolic process.
ACGUAAGAUGUCUGUGUCGCUGCUGUAUCUAUUCGUUUUGGGCCUAACAGCUCCAUGGGUUUUUGCGAAUCACGAUGACCCCCACCAGUGGCAGGUUACCACUGACGAUCGGGGUCAUAUGCAUCUGGUAAGCUUGGAUCCGUACGCUGACCCGCUAUUCGACCACCCAGCACCACUGUUUAAUCCGGAACAGGACACCCACUUCUACCUGUACACCCGUUCAAUGCCGGAAUAUCCUCAGAUCAUCGCUAACAACGAUUACGAUUCGGUGAUGUAUUCGAAAUUCAACGCGAGUGACCCGACUCGAAUCGUUAUCCACGGUUGGGGAGGUAGCCUGAACUCGCAAAUCAAUGGACAUAUUCGCACGCAGCUGUUCAACGUGGGAGAGUUCAACGUAAUCUUCGUCGAUUGGAGUGUCGGAAAUGACGCAUUCUAUCCGAACUCUCGUCAGCUGGUGUAUCCGGUUGGGAUUGCGACUUCAAAUUUGAUCGAUUUCCUUGUUAGAACGAAGAAUCUUAGGCGAGAGGAUGUGGUCGUGAUCGGACAUAGUUUAGGUGCGCAUGCAGCUGGGAAUGUUGGAAAGGGACAGAUGGGACGACUACCGGCGAUUAUAGGAUUGGAUCCGGCGCUGCCGUUUUUCGCAAUGAAUUCGGUGGACAGAAUCAAGGAUACGGAUGCGGAGUACGUAGAAGUGAUUCACACGAAUGGUGGUGUGCUUGGCUUCAUGGAACCGUUGGGAGAUGCGGACUUCUAUCCAAACUGGGGAAGAAUUCAACCUGGUUGUGGAGUGGACGUUGAUGGAAGUUGUGCCCAUCAGCGAGCGGUGGAUUAUUACGUGGAAUCAAUUUCUUCGCGAGUUGGAUUCGUCGCUAGUCAGUGUUCCAGUUUCCAGGACAUUCGAAGUGGAAUGUGCUCGGAGACUGGAUUUUCUGUGCGGAUGGGCGGUGAGCCAACGAAUAGUGGAACGGGAGUGAAGGGGGUUUUCUUUGUUGCUACCGCUGGAGGCAGGCCUUUUGUGAAUGAGUGUUAAUUUUGUUU